AUUGCCUCCACUAUCCAGAUAGACCCACUUACUUCUCCCUCGAGAUCACCUUUCACAAUGUUCGCAGCAAAGAUCACCUCCAUUGCCCUCAUGGCCAUUCUCAGCAACGUCGCCGUGGCUGGGCCGACGAACCCCGUGGCAGUUCGCCAGGAGACUCACAUCGACACUAGCGACUGGGUGCCGGUCAAGUUCCAGGGCAAGAUUCUGAAGUACAACCCGGCCGCCCUCAACACCUCCGUCGUCAUCCAUAACCCCCCGGGGUCCGACGGCGGUGAUAUGAGCACGGCGGUCAUCACCAAUGACUGCUGCGGCGGCAGCUCCUUCUCUGGCACCGCGUCCCCUUGGCCGACCCAGGGCGACUGCGCCGUCAUUCGCGAUUGGGCCUACACCCUCAACACGUACUGGUCCAUCUGGACGAACACCCCAGACUACCACGGCGUCAUCGUCUACGGCACCUGCGUCUUCGGGGCUGGCACCAGGAACGUCUACGACACGUACGUCGGGUCGUCCGACAUGGCUGACCUCGUGCGUGAUGGCAUUAACAGGUUUGCGAACAAUGGUCUUGUCGGUGCCGCGGGGGAAAUGGGAUGCGAGAAUUCGUGCACGCAGUCUGGCUGCCCGUUUUCAGGCCGGUCCAGUGUGUUUUGGAAACUCCAGCGUGCCUAG
Colletotrichum destructivum is the source of this 666-nucleotide messenger RNA. Its product is annotated as Putative Ecp2 effector protein. The transcript has 2 exons. Bases 58 to 666 code for a protein of 202 amino acids. NCBI's taxonomy places the organism in Eukaryota, Fungi, Ascomycota, Sordariomycetes, Glomerellales, Glomerellaceae. The record is from RefSeq and is a predicted model, not a curated record.